AUGAUGUGCUCAAAAGUUCUAUCGUCCAUUUUGGCUGAGCAGAUUGCUUCCAAACCAUUAAUGAAACCGAUUGAGAUUGUAAAGGAUUUCAAAAAGUAUUAUGGGUUGGAUAUUUCUUAUCAUAGUGCUUGGUAUGGUAAGGAAUUAGGUAGGAAAAGGGUUCACGGUGAUGAGUCAAUGUCAUAUAGACACCUAGCUUGGUAUGUGGGAGCAGUAUUAAGUUCAAAUUAUGGUUCACAUUGUACGUUGGAGUGUGACCCGGAGACAUCCGGCUUCAAACAAUUUUUAUCUCCUUCCAUGCUUGCAUAG
Messenger RNA from Prunus armeniaca (apricot), 309 nucleotides. The record is from the annotation of a GenBank genome assembly. NCBI's taxonomy places the organism in Eukaryota, Viridiplantae, Streptophyta, Magnoliopsida, Rosales, Rosaceae.